AUGGCUGACGAUCCAGCUAGGAAGCCUAUAGAGCAGGCAAAGACAAGGGAGCAACUCAACCGACUGUCGUCUAGUUUGUCUGGUUACGGAAGUACGGGAAACGAGCUUGUUGGAGCCACCGCAAGGAUCCAAGUGCAUGAAGAACAGACGGACACCCAGAACACUGAGGAAGAAGGAAAGGAGAAGGAAGAAGAGGAUCACAUUGUCAUGGAAAGCCUGCCCCAUGAAAAAGUACCAGAUGAAGUAAAUGUCAAACCAAUCAAGAUGGAAUGUUGUAAGAGAGUUGGAGUUGAAGGUGGCAAACUUCAGCUAGAUUCCUUCGGAAUUGCACUUGAGAUCCCUCUUGGUGCAAUUGACAGCGAUGCGCCACAGGACAUUUCCCUUCGUGUCCUGACAGAUACUCCUAAUCUUGGCAACAGCAAAGAAGAGAUGUCAGUCUGCUUUGGUGUACAGUGUUUAGCCCCUGAUGACUUAGUCCUUAAGUUACCGGUGACUUACACAAUACCCCACUGUGCUGUGAUUACACGAUACUCAAGUGUGAAGGCAGUCUUGUACACGGGAGAGGGAGAAUACUCACCCGAUGCAGUUGUUAAAGAACGAAUUAUGCUGUCGAGGUCUGGAACACCUAGCUGCAUCAUUACGAAAGAUGUACUCAAACUGAAGAUGAACCACUUUUCAUGGGUGAAGAUUAAGUUGAUGAUCAAGAAUUUCUUCUUCAGAGGAAAGAAGAUGCGCUGUCGGCCAUUUAAAGAAAAGAACCUAGCCCUACAGAAGACACCUGUCAUCUUACGUGCACACCUCUAUGAUGCCAUAAAAGGGAAUUGUGAGGUAAAUAUUUGUUGCAGCAGUUAA
This is a messenger RNA of Strongylocentrotus purpuratus (purple sea urchin), 852 nucleotides long. RefSeq lists its product as uncharacterized. The transcript has 5 exons. The record is from RefSeq and is a predicted model, not a curated record. Gene Ontology annotation, biological process: netrin-activated signaling pathway. Lineage: Eukaryota; Metazoa; Echinodermata; Echinoidea; Camarodonta; Strongylocentrotidae. Gene Ontology annotation, molecular function: netrin receptor activity. Bases 1 to 852 code for a protein of 283 amino acids. Gene Ontology annotation, cellular component: membrane.